This is a messenger RNA of Papilio polytes (common Mormon), 2350 nucleotides long. RefSeq lists its product as uncharacterized. Lineage: Eukaryota; Metazoa; Arthropoda; Insecta; Lepidoptera; Papilionidae. The record is from RefSeq and is a predicted model, not a curated record. The coding region runs from base 56 to 2236 and encodes 726 amino acids. Gene Ontology annotation, cellular component: extracellular matrix. The transcript has 13 exons.
UCGGCAGCGGUAAAAGCAACAAGGGCUACGGUGAUCAAGAGAGUCUGAAAAAAAAAUGAAAACGAUGAUCGUAUUUCUAUGUUUGCUUUCGUUGGCGCUAGGAGAGCCACCAGUUCGAGACAGUUAUCUAGAAGCUGCUGGAUUGCACCAAGAUCAUGGACCUCAUCAGCAAUAUAUACCUGAUCUAACUGCUCCUACCACACGACAAAAUAACCAUUACCAACCAACUUCUAGACUAUCCCAACAAGCUUCAGGUUUCCGGGACAAUCUAUCCCAAGUAUACGGAGGUCCAAAGAAUUCCCGACUUUCCCAAGAGUACGGGGCUCCAGAAUUCCGUGAUAUAUCUCAAGAUUAUGGAACACCAAACCAAGAGACUUUCAGAUCUUUAUCUCAGGAAUACGGUGUACCAGCCACCUCACAAUAUGAUGCCAGUCUUUCUUUCCCAAAAAGCAGUGUGACACAUUACGGUUCCCCAACUAGCAGAAAUCCGACCAGUUCUUAUCUUCCCGCCCAGAGUUUAACAACGCAAUAUGGAACACCAGGCUCGGAGGAUUUAACCCGCAGUGUUUCCAGAAACUCAUCACCUGUCCAAAUAUACGGCGUACCUAAAUUCCAAAGCAGGAAGUCUCAAUUAUAUUCUGAAGGUUCUUUGAACCCUAUAUCUUCAGUCAGAUCAAGUAACCAUGCUAAAGUACCUUUUGGUCGUUCUUUGUCCUCUAAAUAUGGUGGUCCUGAAGCUAAAAAUGUAUUUCCUGAACCUCUAGAGAAAUAUGGUGUACCUAAUGCAAGAAGUAUCUCUCAAGAAUAUGGACAGCCUGCAGGAAGAUCAAUUGGUUCAAAAACUAAUGCAAUUACUGCUUCAUAUUCGACUGUUAAAUCUCCAUCCAAGCAAUAUGGUGUACCACAAUCACGCCAAGACUCAAUGCCGUCAAAUCAGUAUGGUGCUCCAACUGAUGUUUCAGAUCUGGGCUAUGAAUACGCCAGCGCCAGGAAUGCUCUUGAUCUGUUAAACCAGGAACCAGCGAACUAUGAAUUUGCUUAUAAAGUGGACGAUUACGAGAGCGGUAGUGACUUUGGACAUGUAGAGACCAGACAAGAAGAUAAAGCGGAAGGGUCUUAUUUCGUGGUAUUGCCAGAUGGUACAAAACAGGUGGUAGAAUAUGAGGCCGAUGAAGAAGGUUUCAAGCCCAGGAUCUCCGUACAACCAGCUGAUGUCGACUCUCGCAGCGCAGGACCGAAUAUUCUUCAUCUCGAUCGGGUAACUAGCAGGAUGAUAAUUGUACUUUUAUGUCUGAUCUCAUGGGUUGCUGCCGAGCCUCCAAUCGGUAGCGGCUACCAUUCACAUCGGGAAUAUCUUCCGCCAAACUUUGAAGCACGAUCUAAAUCCUUCAAUGAAUUUAACGAAAUUUCCCAAAAUUACGGACCUCCUAACUUCCGCGAAUCUCAACAGUACGGUACACCUUUGGCCAGAAAUCCAUCAUUAUACGGGACACCAAAUACAAGAAACCUUAACAUUGCAACAGGAUUUCCGAAAGAAUACACCAGAUCAGGACCAUCUCAAAUUUAUGGUGAACCUAGGAAUUCUCCUUCAGAAACAUAUAGCGCAUCUCAAAGGUCUUUUAAUAUCCCAGAAUCUACAAGACAUCCAGUACAAAAGUAUGGUCUUCCAAGAUUUGGAAACCAAUCUCCUGUCAACCAUGGUUAUCAAAGCCCUAUGGUCACUUUAAGAAAUUCAGUUCCACAAACGUAUGGUUCUUUGUCUACUGAAUACGGUGCACCAGGAAUCGCUGCCAGAGAUUCGUAUUCUCAAGAUCUUUCUCGUUCUGUUUCGAAUGUCUAUGGAGCUCCAAGUGCAAGAACUCCUGCUGGGGAAUACGGAAUACCUGAAGCAAGGAAUAUUGAAAAGACUAAUGCAAUAGCUUCGUCUUAUGCAAGAUCUUCGCAAGAUGGCUACGGAGAUGCAAGCGGUGAUACUUCUGGCUACAGUUACUCUAGAAGUACACUUGAUGAACUGCUUAAUCAGGAGCCUGCAAACUACGAAUUCGGGUACAAGGUGAACGAUUAUAGCAGCGGCAGUGACUUCGGCCAUGUGGAGACGCGACAGGCGGAGAGGGCGGAGGGGUCAUACUUUGUAGUGCUACCUGAUGGUACCAAGCAGGUGGUGGAAUAUGAGGCAGAUGAGCGAGGAUUUAAGCCCCGUAUCUCAGUGGAGGCGGCAGAAACCGGACCAUACUGACACCACCAACCUUCGUAUACUCAAUAUAACGACCAUGGCUUCUUGAAACUAAACGUAAUGUGUGUGUUCUUUGUGUGAGAUAAGAAUGCUAUUUAAUUUAUUGUAACGCAAUUA